Molecule: messenger RNA, 1715 nt
Organism: Salvia hispanica
Lineage: Eukaryota; Viridiplantae; Streptophyta; Magnoliopsida; Lamiales; Lamiaceae
Product: polygalacturonase At1g48100-like
Biological process (GO): carbohydrate metabolic process
Molecular function (GO): polygalacturonase activity
Source: RefSeq, a predicted model, not a curated record
CCACCUAUAUAAAAUCCUUGAAUCCCACCACUCCUCUCCCCCUCCACCUAUCACUCCUCCGCCACCGGAAACAAAAAAAUGGGUGGUUUUCACCUAAAAAACAUCACAUUCACAAUCAUCAUAGUGCUUCUAAUGUGGUGCUCCGCCGUCGAGUUUUGCAAUGCCAAAAGAGUAGGCAAGCAUUGGCGGCGGAGUCGAAACUCCGCCGCGUCGCUCUCCAAGAAGAAGAGCAAAGGCCACCGCUCCGGCCACCACAGCAGCCGUUCCGGCAAGCAGAAACCGAAGAUCCCGCAGCCGCCAAUUCCGCCGCCGAAGCAAGGUGGUUCAACAGUGUUUAAUGUGCUGAAUUUUGGAGCUAAAGGUGAUGGGAAAUCAGAUGAUACUAAGGCAUUUCAAGCUGCCUGGGCUGCUGCUUGUAAAAUUGAAGCUUCAACCAUUAAUGUCCCAGCAAAAUACGUCUUCUUGGUGGGGCCCAUCUCGUUUUCCGGUCCAUACUGCCAACACGACAUUGUUUUUCAGUUAGAUGGCACGAUUGUGGCCCCCACAGGCUCGAGCCACUGGGGUUCAGGGCUUCUCCAAUGGCUCGAGUUCACUAAGCUGGUUGGGCUCACGAUCAAGGGAAGCGGCACGAUCGAUGGAAACGGCGCCGUUUGGUGGAAGAGUGUGCCGUAUGAUAAUGAUCCCUUUGAUGAUCAAGCUAAAUUGAUCUUCCCGACUAACCUCACAUUUGGACAAAAGCCUCCAGCUCCUGUGAGAAGCUCACUUGGUGGGAAAAUGCCAAGCAUCAAACCAACUGCACUUAGAUUCUAUGGGAGUUUCAAUGUGACGGUAACUGGCAUAACGAUCCAAAACAGCCCUCAGUGCCAUCUGAAGUUUGACAACUGCAUUGGAGUCAUGGUGUACAACUUCAGCGUCUCCUCGCCUGCAGACAGCCCCAAUACCGAUGGCAUUCAUCUGCAGAACUCCAAAGACGUCCUGAUCCGUAGCUCCAGUCUUGCUUGUGGGGAUGACUGUGUCUCUAUACAAACUGGAUGCACCAAUGUAUACAUACACAAUAUUAACUGUGGGCCAGGGCACGGGAUCAGCAUCGGAGGGCUAGGGAAAGACAACACCAAAGCUUGUGUGUCGAACAUCACUGUCAGAGAUGUUAUGAUGCACAACACGAUGAAUGGUGUCCGGAUCAAGACAUGGCAGGGCGGGUCGGGGUCAGUCCAAGGCGUGCAGUUCUCAAACAUCCAAGUCUCCGAGGUGCAGUUGCCUAUAGUCAUCGACCAAUUCUACUGCGACAAGAGCACCUGCAAGAACCAGUCCUCUGCAGUGGCUCUGUCCGGGAUCAACUAUGAGAACAUACGUGGGACCUACACAGUUAAGCCAGUGCACCUUGCCUGCAGCGACCACAUGCCCUGCACGGACGUGACCCUAACGAACAUCCAGCUGAGGGCACAGCCGGAGCGCUACAACAUGUAUAACCCCUUCUGCUGGCAGACUUUUGGGCAGCUCUUCUCUCCGAUGAUUCCUCCGGUUGAGUGCCUACAAGUGGGGAAGCCGUCGAGCAACAAGAUUCAAGGGGAUCAUGAUUCUUGCUAGGUAUAUUGAUCAAGACAUUUUGACGAUAUUUGUUGCUAUUUGUGUAUAUAGUGAUGAAGUUACUAUAUAUUUAUGCGGUGUAUUCUUUUGUGUGGUCGGCGUGGUUUGGGCUGGCCCCUUUCGCACCA